Coffea eugenioides is the source of this 1194-nucleotide messenger RNA. Its product is annotated as beta-glucosidase 24-like. The transcript is spliced from 11 exons. The record is from RefSeq and is a predicted model, not a curated record. Gene Ontology annotation, biological process: carbohydrate metabolic process. Gene Ontology annotation, molecular function: beta-glucosidase activity. The coding region runs from base 1 to 1194 and encodes 397 amino acids. Lineage: Eukaryota; Viridiplantae; Streptophyta; Magnoliopsida; Gentianales; Rubiaceae.
AUGAGUUCUCUCUUUUGUUUCCAGAUUGAAGGUGCAUGGAAUCGUGACGGCAAGAUUUUUGAUGGAAAAAAUGGGGACAUUGCUACUAAUGCUUAUGAUCUUUACCAGGGUGAUGUAAACAACAUCGCUGAUCUUGGUCUUGAUGUUUAUCGAUUCUCAAUCGCAUGGAGCAGAAUAUUGCCAAGUGGUCAGUUAAAAGAUGGUGUGAAUCAAGCUGGAAUUGACUACUACAAUAAUUUCAUCAAUGCUCUCAUAGCAAAAGGAAUUGACCCUUGUGUGACUACUUUUCAUUGGGAUGUUCCCCAAGCUCUACAAUCUCUAUAUGGUGGAUUCCUGAGUCCCCGAAUAGUGAUUAAUUAUCGAAACUAUGUUGACAUCCUGUUCAAGAAUUUUGGCGAUCGGGUUAAGUUUUGGAUCACACUCAACGAACCAUUGUCUUUAAGUGAAAGUGGACAUACUUUGCCAUAUCUGGCACCUGGUCGAUGCACUAUAUGGGGAAACGUUGAUUGUACAGGUGGAGACGAAGGAAUAGAACCGUAUUUGGUGACACACCACCAACUUCUUUCCCAUGCAGCUGCUGUUGACUUGUAUAGGCAAAAAUAUCAGGAACUCCAAGGUGGGAUUAUAGGAAUCACACUCAAUAGCCAAUGGUUUCUACCAUUUAGGGAUGGAAAUGAAGAUGACCUGAAAGCAGCAGAAAUACAACUCGAUUUCACGUUUGGAUGGUUUAUGCGUCCAGUCACAUUGGGUGACUAUCCAGACACCAUGAAGGAAAGAGUAGGCGAAAGAUUACCAAGUUUCACUCCAGUGGAGAGUAGAAAGCUAGAGGGUUCGUACGACUUUCUUGGUUUGAAUUAUUAUACUGGAUCAUUCACCCACUUCCUUGACGAAGGUUAUGUACCACCACAUCCAAGCUACGUCACAGAUUCUGGAGUUAAUGUAACGGAAACUGAUAGUGAGGGCAAUCCCUUUGGUCUUGGACCAGCUGGUGUGUUUUGGCUUCAAGUAUAUCCUCGUGGAAUCAGAGACCUUCUGAACUACACGAAAGUGGUUUAUGAUAACCCAACAAUCUACAUCACGGAGAAUGGUGUAUGCACUAAUGACACACUAACCAAAGAGGAGUCCAUAAAUGAUACAAUUCGAAUUGAUUACACAGAAGACCAUUUGUGCUGUAUUCUUCAAGCAAUUGAGUAA